AGCUGUACAGCUCGUACCUAGAAGUAAAGGGGCUUGUUAGAGUCUCUAGAAUGUGGGCUCGUUACGGUGCUUUUAUCAGUCUAUUUGAUCGAAGUAUUGUGAAUCUUGCCGGAGUCUCACAGCUAUUGUUGAUAGAAAACUCAGCUUACGAGUCAGGCGGAGUUAUUUAUUCAGAUCCCAGUAAUGGCCAAUCAUACGUUGAAUGGAUCAACUACCACAUUGGAAUUUCACGAAUGAAGCCCUGCUUCUUGCUGUCAGGAGCUAAAAGACCCAAAUCAAUAGAGAAAGAGCACCGAAUACAAUUUGCAAGCCCUUCAGACCAUCCAACGCCAAGCACAAAAAUUUUCUUUCAAUCAAAUAGAGCAUUUACAAACGGCAUGGACAUUUCUGCUCCAUCUUUUUAUCACUGCCCAGAAUUCUCGAGCUCGUGCAAAAUUCUAAAUGAGAUCACUCAGACCACACUCGAACCGCUGACAUCAAACUCUCUACUGCAACGUUUACUCGAUGUGGUCGAGGCAAAGCCUAUCACUCAAGAGCUGUCCGACUGUUUCACUGUUAGUAAUCUGUUGUUCACUCAUGCUGUCAAAUCACGAGUGUCGACCAGAACAAACUGGAUCUUUUUCUCGUUUGCGUCAUGCUCUUGUCUAAAGCCAAUUCCUGAUACAGACUUGUAUUGGCAGUUUAGAAAGACUUGCAACGCCACAGAAAUUGUUUCUGCUGUCAAUGAAACGAUGACUGCGAGACUGAUGAAUACUAGUGAUGUGCUUUCUGGUAGCAACGACGUACAGCUGAGCUUACAAUUUCCGUUUCCACCUGUGCCAAUGCUCUACGUUCCUUGGUCACACUCAUGGAUUGCAAAAUUCAUCACUCAGACGUCAUCACAGCAAAAGAUCGAAAGAUACAUCAUUUCUCCCUCCGACCUGACGUUGACGCCGGCGCCCGGACAAGCAUUUUCUCUAAACAUUGCAGGAUAUGAUCAAUUUCUGAGACAAGUCAACGGAAGCGUAGCCUUCCUAUCGCUACUACCUGAUCUAGAUGUAAAUAGCCAAUUUAGUCCUCCACUAGCUCUUCUUCGUCAAGGCCACAAGCAAUACCGCCGUUCCGACUAUAUUCCCUUUGUCCUCAACGAACCCAUCUCUGAUUUAGCCAUCAUCGGUCUCGUCAAUACAACAGGAUAUAUUUGGAUAUCGGCGGACACGGUAUUUCCAGACGCCCAAAUGGUGCUCAAAAUACGCUUUCAACUUGCUCCUUGUCACCUGGGAUACACGCAAGAGAAAAGCACCGCAACGAGAAUAGAAGAAUAUAUAUCAACCUAUACAACAACAACUGUUUCUGAGUAUCACAACUUUUUGACAUGCCAAUGCAUCAAUUCGUCAGCUAUUAACUAUUGCGAUCCUUUAUCUAAACAACCAUUACUCGUAGCAAGCAGAACGUGGGCGGGAGAUAUUAACGACAACAACACAUGGAUCGAUCAACACGAGCGCGUCGUGAAUGGCACAUUGGAGGAAUUACUGGGACCGGCAAAUAGACGAAAGUUUGGUUGGGGUCAAUGCGUCCUUAAUUAUUGUAACCAUCAAGUUAUUUCUGGCAACUGGACACUCAACGACAUCAACCCUUGUAGAGGCAACAGAACAGGAGUGAUCUGCUCGGUUUGUGAGAAUGGCCUAACAGUCACACCAUACAACUCGAUUUGUCAAGACUGCAGAGGCAAAGAAAGCGACGUCGGCUUGUUUAUGAAUAUUUUUGUUGCUCUUGCAGUCGGCCUCCUACUUAUUUUCGUUGCCAUGGUAACAGACAUCAGCACUUCAACAACAUUUAACACACUCUUGUUCUACUAUCAAGUGACUCCCUACCUUCUGGCGGUGGGCACGGAUGCUGCCACGUUUUGUAGUCGUAUGCAAGUACUCUACUUUUCUUUCUGCAUUACAGACGACUUUCACACGAUGUAUCAGUUGGCUACACAAUUUGUUUUCUCCAUUUCCCUUCUUGUCCUCGUAGGCAUCAUCAUCUGGUGCAGCAGUCAUAAGCCAUUUCAGGGUCGACUUACUCGUCCACUCAAAGCUCUCGUUGUGGCACUCAGCGUCACCUACGUAAUAUUUGUGACGUCGGGAAUGGAUCUGUUGCGGUCUAAUCGACUAUACAACACUGACAACGGUAUAGAAGGCGAUCUCGUUUUGUUUAUUAAUGCGAGCACGCCCUACACUUCAUUGCCUCACAUCGCUCUCGUUCCUCUGGGAGCUCUCAUCUUAUUGGCUGCCGCAAUUCUUCCUAUUCUUGCUGUCUUUUAUAGAAACCACGGUGGCGUGAUUAAACCGUUGUCUGACAUUUAUACGAGCUAUUACGAUGAUAAUUAUCGCUGGUGGGUCGGAGUCGAUUUGGGCCGCCGUUACGUCAUAGCAUUCUUGGCUGUAUGUAUUGGCAUGGCUCCUGUCGAAGAUAUCAUAUUUCUUCGUCAGAAUAUCCUCAUGGUGGCAGUAACGCUGUUGACGGUAACACACGCCAUAAUUCGACCAUUCAGAGAUGACUUUUCUAACAGUUUCGAAAGCCUCCUACUGAUGAACAUGUGUCUUCUAACAGGCUUAUCCAUCCUGCCACCUUCAAAUGUCUUUACCACCUUGCUCUAUGUUCUCAUCGUUUGGCCCUAUGUAGUAGGUGGCGCAAUUCUCAUCUACAGCAACAGGAAAUUAUUUGUGGAUUUGGCUACUGCCCUUCGAGGAAAGUGUACAUCAAAGGAAUCGACAGAAGCCAUCGCUCCUCUAAUCAAAGACAGCAGUUCUGACGAAAGUGACGUGGAUGAUUAAAUGGCAUAAAUACAACUGCAGAAAAUUGAAUAUUAGGGACAGCAUGCAUAUAUACCGAUCUACUUCGCCUGACUCUGCACACUAAUGUAUGGCUUUUGUAAUUGGAAUGACCAAGUGUAUGACGUUCCCGUCAUUUGUUCCUCACACUCAAUGUAUGUAAUCAUAUUAG
Messenger RNA from Corticium candelabrum, 2970 nucleotides. RefSeq lists its product as uncharacterized. The transcript is spliced from 8 exons. Bases 51 to 2801 code for a protein of 916 amino acids. The record is from RefSeq and is a predicted model, not a curated record. Lineage: Eukaryota; Metazoa; Porifera; Homoscleromorpha; Homosclerophorida; Plakinidae.